Molecule: messenger RNA, 1476 nt
Organism: Entamoeba dispar SAW760
Lineage: Eukaryota; Evosea; Mastigamoebida; Endamoebidae
Exons: 2
Coding region: 1-1476 (491 amino acids)
Biological process (GO): transmembrane transport
Cellular component (GO): membrane
Molecular function (GO): sucrose:proton symporter activity
Source: RefSeq, a predicted model, not a curated record
AUGAAAGUUACACCAUUAUCAUUAAAACUUGUAAUAUAUUUUUUUCUUGUUAACAGUGUACAGUUUUCAAUAGAGUUCUCUUAUAAUAUUCCAAUUAUUAAUUUAUUUUUCAUUAACAAUUAUUCUUCUUUAACAGACGAAUCAAUUCAAUAUGACUCUCUUGCACAUUCUGUUAUUAAAAUGACUAUAGGCCCAAUUAUUGGGUUUUUUUUACAACCAAUUAUAGGUGCUCUUAGUGAUCAUGCUUCAUUUAGCUAUGGAAGAAGAAGACCAAUAAUGAUUUUAGGACUUGGUAUUUGGUUUAUUGGAAGUUUUGGUACUUUAAUUAGUUCUAUUUAUCCAUUACUUCCUGUAACUCUAAAAACAAUAAAUGUUAAUGAACUAAAUGGAUUAAGUCUUUGUGAUGGUUUAUUUGUUAUCUUUCAAAUUAUUGUUGCAAUUGGAAUCAAUUUAAUUCAAGUCUCAUAUCGUUCAUUUGUAUUAGAUCAAUUUGAUUGGAUUGAUCAAACACGAGUAACACUAAUUGGUUCUGUAAUGUUAGGGUUAGGUAAUAUUAUUUAUUAUGGAAUAACUUCAAUUAUUUGUUUAAUAUAUUUAACACAACCAAAUCAUGACAAAAUAUUUUUAACAAAAGCACGUUUAAUAACAACCUUUUGGUUAAAUGUGAUAUCGUUAUUUGUUAUGCCAAUAACAGUUUAUUUAUUCUGUCAUUUUGUUAAUGAAUCACCAUAUCCAUCUGGUAAUAUUUUAUUUAAAGAACAUAUUCAGAAUAUCUGGACUUCAAUAAAACACAUUAAUAAAAAUAUGUGUUUAAUUCUUAUUGUAGUAUUUGUUGGUUGGUUUGCAUGGACACCAAUUAAAGAAAAUACACAAUUGUAUUUCAUGUAUUAUGUUUUUGAAGAUAAACAAGACUUAUCAUUCCUUUAUUUCAAUUUCAAUAGACUUUUGUUUGGAAUUACUGUUGUAAUAACUGGAUUGAUUCUGUUUAUUAUUAAUAAAAAACCUAUUCUUACAAUGUUUUCUUUUAAUAUUAUAACUGGGUUAUGUGCUAUUAUUUAUUAUAUCCCACGUUCAUCAUUUAAGAAUGAUACUUUACAAUAUUUUGUUUCACUUUUACCUCUUAUCUUUUCUGGGUUAUGUUAUUGUCAAUUAACUUCUUUACCAUAUGCUUUAACAAGAAAAGUAGUAAAAACUGAUGACUUUGGAUUUUUUGUAGGAUUGGUUAAUAAUUCAUUAACUCUUUCUCAGUUAUUAUCACAACUUAUUUCAAUCAUUAUUAAUAUUUCAAUAAAUAAAGACUCUAAUGAUUCUUCAGAAUCUAUUAAUCAAUACCAUACUAAUUAUUAUAUGUUUAUUGUUUGUCCUACUUUUCUUCUUUCUGGAAUAUCAAGUUUAUUAUUUAUAUUUGUUAUUAAAACACCAGAUCAAAAUAGUAAAGCUAUGGACCAAAAUGAAACUACUCAACUCAUGAAAUAA